UGCAGAACCUCUCCAGGUAGCCAGGUAGCUCAGGUGAAUUCCCCUUUUCAUAAGGACUGCUGCAAAAGCCUACUCCUCCACUUCAGGGCAAUGGCUCCUCGUCCAGAAGUCAGAGAUACCUUGUCUCCCACUUUUGAUACGGCACCCAAAGACUCAGUCGUCCUGCCAGCAUAUUCUACAGAGGACAAGUAUGAGGAUGACCCCUGGAAUCUCCCUGAACUGCAGGACAAUGGACUCAAGUGGUCAGAGUUGGAUACCAAAGGGAAGGUUUUGCGGGUUCUGACUGCCAUUGUCAAGUUCAUUCUGCUGGUUGGAUUUCUCUACAUGUUCGUUUGCUCUCUAGACGUCCUGAGCUCUGCUUUCCAGCUAGUUGGAGGUAAGGCAGCUGGGGACAUCUUCCAGGACAAUGCGGUGCUGUCCAACCCUGUGGCUGGCCUGGUGAUUGGAGUGCUGGUCACAUUAUUAGUCCAGAGUUCUAGCACGUCCUCCUCUAUUGUGGUCAGCAUGGUGUCUUCUGGAUUGCUGGAGGUCCAGUCUGCAGUGCCAGUCAUUAUGGGAGCCAACAUUGGAACCUCAGUCACCAACACCAUUGUGGCCAUGAUGCAGGCUGGGGACAGAAAUGAGUUCCGCAGGGCGUUUGCUGGUGCCACGGUGCAUGACUUCUUCAACUGGCUGUCUGUGCUAAUCCUGCUGCCUCUGGAGGCAGCUACUGGUGUCCUGUACAAACUCACCAAGAUCAUCAUCGACUCCUUCAACAUCCAGGGGGGAAACAACGCCCCUGACCUGCUCAACGUCAUCACAGACCCUCUCACCGACGCCAUCAUAGAGCUGGACAAAAAUGUAAUCAGUGACAUUGCCACCGGUGACCCAGCAGCCAGAAACAAGAGUUUGAUCAAAAUCUGGUGCAAAACAGAGAAAAUCACGACUCUUGUGAAUAUAACAGUUCCCUCAGCUGCCAAUUGCACGACCGGUGCCCCCUGUUGGGUGGAAGGCAACAAGACAUUGACCCAGAUAAAUGUCACUGAAACAAUCAAUCUAGAGAGAUGCCACCAUAUCUUUGUUUAUGCUAACCUGCCUGACCUGGCUGUGGGCCUCAUUCUGCUGGCCCUAUCCCUGCUUAUCCUCUGUACCUGCCUCAUCCUCAUUGUCAAGCUGCUCAACUCCAUGCUUAAGGGACAGGUGGCUGUGGUCAUCAAGAAAGUGAUCAACACAGACUUCCCUUUCCCCUUUGGCUGGGUCACUGGUUACAUUGCCAUCAUGGUCGGAGCAGGAAUGACCUUCAUUGUCCAGAGCAGCUCUGUCUUCACCUCUGCAAUCACUCCCCUUGUUGGUAUUGGUGUCAUUAGCCUUGAGAGAGCUUAUCCUCUGACAUUGGGCUCAAAUAUCGGCACAACUACCACUGCUAUUCUUGCUGCUAUGGCUGCUCCCGGAGAAACACUGGCCAACUCACUGCAGGUUGCACUGUGCCAUUUCUUCUUCAACGUAGCGGGGAUUCUGCUGUGGUACCCCAUCCCCUUCACUCGGAUCCCCAUCCGCUUGGCCAGAGCCCUGGGGAACCGCACAGCCAAGUACCGUUGGUUCGCAGCGCUCUACCUCUUACUCUGUUUCCUCCUCAUGCCCCUGACCAUCCUGGGGCUCUCCCUGGCCGGCUGGCAAGUCCUGGUUGGGGUGUCCGUACCCAUCGUUGUCCUCGCCAUCUUCAUCAUCGUUGUUAACCUGAUGCAGGCACGUUGUCCCCAGUACCUGCCCAGCGGGCUGCGUGACUGGGACUUCCUGCCCCGCCCCCUGCACUCCAUGGCCCCCUGGGACCGUGUGGUGACAUCAGGCAUGGCCUUCUGCGGCGCUCACUGCUGCUGCUGCUGCUGCUGCAAGUGCUGCCAGAGUACUGACGAUGAAGAGAAGGGUUUGCAGGAGAGGAAGAAGAGUCUGGAGAUAUAUGAUAACCCAGUCCUAACCAGAGACGAUGAGCAGCAAGAGACCUCCAAGGAAACUAUGAAAGCCACACAGCUCUAACACAGUUAACAUAUCUAUCUGUAAGACAUAUAUAACCUAUUUGUAACAUGUUUGUAAUUCUCCAAGUUUGCUUUGGCUUUAUGGAGUUAACCAGUCUCUGUUUCGGUGAUACUGUAUCAUGUGGUGUAAGCCUGCACAUCUUGUAGGAAAACAUCACCAAAACGUGAGUGUCCACUAUAUAUACACCGAGUAUACUAAACAAUAGGAACACCUCCCUAAUAUUGAAUUGUACCCCCUACCCCCCUGCUCUUUAUGACAUAGACUGACCAGGUGAAUCCAGGUGUAAGUUAUGAUAUCACUUGUUAAGUCCACUACAAUCAGUGUAGAUGAAGGGGAGGUCGACAGGUUAAAGAAGGAUUUGAAGCCUUGAGACAAUUGAGACAUGGGUGAAUGGGAAAGACAAAAUAUUCAAAUGCCUUUUGAACGGGGUAUGCUAGUAGGUGCCAGGCACAAUGGUUUGUGUCAAGAACUGCAACACUACUAUGUUAGUCACACUCAACAGUUUGCCGUGGGUAGCAAGAAUGGUCCACCACCCAAAGGACACCCAGCAAACUUGGCACAACUGUGGGAAGCAUUGGAGUCAACAUGGGCCAGCAUCCCUAUGGAACGCUUUUGACACCUUGUAGAAUCCAUGCCCCGACAAACUGAGGUUGCUCUGAGGGCAAAGGGGGUGGGGGGGGUGCAACUCAAUACCUGGUCAUUACGUUUAGCAGCUGCUCUUAUCCAGAGCGACUUACAAGAGCAAUUACUGUUAGGUACCUUUAAACAUCAACAGAUGUUUCUAUAGUUGGCUCGGGGAUUCAAACCAGAGAACUUUCGGUGUCUGGCCCAACGCUCAUAAGCACUAGGUGCCCUGUGAUUGAUAACGCAUAAAUGGAAGCUAAAGGGUACAGUAGAUUGGUCUCCCCUGGAGGGUUGUGUUCUUUUGCUGUAGCUAGUUUAUGGGAGGUUGUAUAAAUGUAUACAGUACCAAUCAAACAUUUGGACACACCUAGUCAAUCAAAGGUUUUUCUUUAUUUUUACUAUUUUCCACAUUGUAGAAUCAUAAUGAAAACAUCAAAACUAUUAAAUAACACAUAUGGAAUC
Molecule: messenger RNA, 3099 nt
Organism: Oncorhynchus gorbuscha (pink salmon)
Lineage: Eukaryota; Metazoa; Chordata; Actinopteri; Salmoniformes; Salmonidae
Product: sodium-dependent phosphate transport protein 2B-like
Exons: 13
Coding region: 91-2013 (640 amino acids)
Biological process (GO): sodium-dependent phosphate transport; intracellular phosphate ion homeostasis
Cellular component (GO): apical plasma membrane; brush border; vesicle
Molecular function (GO): sodium:phosphate symporter activity
Source: RefSeq, a predicted model, not a curated record